UUUCCCCAGCUCGAGCUCAUUUGCAAUAUGUCACAAGUGCCAGCAUCUGACUUGUUUUAAUCUAGUAGUAUCUAGCUGUAAUUGUUAAUGAUUCAUGCGCACACCCUAAAGUAACCCGCAAAAGAGGCAACUGGUCCAAUUCUUCAAUCUUAUGUCUAUUAAUCCCCUCGAUCAGUAUUUAAUUGAAAUAGAAUCAGGUUCAAAGUGCAUUUGCUUUGCACAUAGGCCUACCAUGGAGGUCACAAUUGAGACCAAUAAUUGUCACUUUAAGAUAAGCAUUCCUACUCCGUCAAUGAAUCUGAAGUUGGUCACUCAGUUGUCACAAUCUAGUUUGUGUGCGCGCGCGACAUUCGUUUUGUUCAAGAGCGACAGUGUCUCAGCGAUCAUUUUCAUUGCACACCUCAACAAAGAAGCAAUGUUUAUUUAUGCUAAUUGAUUGUUAGGUAACUUCUAGUCAUUGUGGAGGUCUUUGAUGCAGAAUUGUCACCAAGAUGGCGGAUGUUGAGAUAGAUUCGGAGUGUAGCAACAUUAACCAGAUGAUCUUGUGCCGCCAGAAGCAAGUUGCGCUGUUGAAGACUCUGAUGGGAGAGCCAUCACAGCCAACAUGUCCCUCAGUGUUCAUUUAUGGCCAUGGUGCGACCGGAAAGACUCUCGUAGUUUCAACGCUCCUGAUGACGAUGUCAUUGCCCCAUGCAAUAGUCAACUGUAUAGAGUGUCAAUCGUCACGUCAGCUAUUGGUCAGAAUUCUGGACCAGGUGGCCAAUCAUGAGCCUCGUCCUGAGAACAAUUAUUGCAGUUUGAAUCGCUGCGAGAACAUGAGCGUGUUUGUUCGACUUCUAAAGAAAACUAUUGAAGAGAGGGGAAUUCAGGACCAAACUGUUUAUAUUGUACUCGACAAAGCUGAGCGUCUGCGCAACAUGGACGCCAACAUCCUGCCAGCAUUUCUCAACCUCUCUCAGCUCUCUGGAUGCAACGUAUGCGUCGUACUCCUCAGCCAAAUCGUCUGGGAGAAAUUCCUCUUCGGGUUCGGCUCCAACUUCUUCGAACCUUUCGUGAUGCACUUCCCAGACUACACAAAGAAUGAGUUAUUGCAUAUUAUCGCUAAGGAUACUCCAGAGGGUUACUCGGCAGACUUCUACUCGUCCUACGUCAACUUACUCAUGAGUAUAUUCUACAUGGUGUGCAGAGAUCUCAAUGAAAUCAGGCAUCUCGCACAGCUAAAUUUUCCCAAGUACGUUGAACCGAUCACAAAAGGGGAGGCAACUGAAAGGGACUCGCACAAGUUGUGGAGACAUAUCGAACCCCACUUGAAGAAAGCUCUUCAAACUGUCUACCUCAGAGAAGUAACAAGUGAACAAUGGGAGAAGUACCAACUGGGUGAGACCAGCCAGCAGGGCUUACCUUCACAGCCUAGUAGUCUAUCAUCUAGAGCCCAGAUAGAGCUACCGUUCUACUCAAAGUACCUACUCAUCGCUGCGUAUCUGGCCUCCUACAAUCCGGCAAGGUACGACCGUAGGUUCUUCUCCAAACACCACGGCAAGAUUAAGAAGAGUGCUGUCAACCGGAAGAAAGAAACCAGCCAUCAACUCCUUGGACCCAAGGCAUUCCCAUUGGAUAGACUCAUGGCUAUAUUCUACAGCAUCGUCGACUCCAGAGUGGCUCCCACAGCUAAUGUCUUUUCACAGAUUUCGUCCCUAGUUACCCUGCAGCUAUUGGCUCAAGUGGGACACGAGGAUCAGCUGGAUACGCCAAAGUACAAGUGUACAGUGUCCCUGGAGUUUAUACGCUCUAUAGCCAGGACUGUGAGCUUCGACGUCAUACGCUACCUCUACGACUUUGUGAAGUGAAAGAUACGCAAUCAAUUGUGACUUUGGGAUCAAAUGUCAAAGAUCAAAGGACAGAAAGGACUGCACUUUCAUUUAAGCAAAGAGCAACAACGAGACAAGGACAACCUUACAAGUGGAGACUGUGUGCUACUCUAGUAAAUACUGGCAAAUAAUAUGCCCUGUACUGUCCAGUACCUGACCACACUUUGUGUGGGUUUUAAAGUGUUGGAUUUGUCACAUAUUUGUUGGUUAAGGAGGGUCCUAAGAAAUAUUCUUGCAUUUAUUUUUCUUCUCAAGUUUUAUGCGUUUCCUUCUUGGGACCCAUUGGUGGUCAUGCAUUAUUCAUUAUGAAUAAAUUAUGAAUAAAGAGCAGAUUUAGAAUAUGAGGAAAACAAAGGAAGAAUUGGUUCACAACAAUUAUUAGCUCAAAUCUUAAGGGAAAAGAUUCUGGGUUUAUUUGGUAAAAAGAGUUUUGUGUGAAUUGAGCAGGCAUGCGAUAAUUAUGGUUUAGUGGUGAAACCAGACAUUCCCAAGGGGGGGGGGGGCAAGGGUUCUGAGUGGAUGGGUCCCUCUUUGAGGUUUUUGGGGUAAUGCGAGGUUCAAACUCAAGUUACUGAUUGUUCAAUUCUGCAUUUCUCCUAUAAAGUAAAUGUACUUUUGAAAUACUCUAGUUGUGCACAUGGGAUUCAGGAAGCUGUUUUAAUUUACAGUUGCCAUUACAGUCGCACUUAAAGUGCUAAAAGCAAAGGGUCUUUUUCACGUUUGGGUGUGUGUCAACUUUAUGUUUUUUGAUUUGAUUUGAUUUGAUUUGAUAUGAAAUGGUUUAUUAAAAACAAAGACCAUUUUAGCCAAAGGCAGAAUUGCAGUCAAAUUACAAAGAGAAAUGGUAAAAAUUUCCCCACCCUCUCUGAUUCUACAUUUGCCCUCACCCUCUUCCAAUUUGAUCCAGCAUUGUGCUAGCACAUUCAAUAUUAUUUUAGUAAUGAAAUACAAAUUUAAUACAAUUUACCCCCUGAUUAAUUAGUGACUUAACUUAGUUAAGGCACAACAUAUUUCCAAUGUAUCGACCGAUAAGGUUGCAAUUCACUAUGCAAAGAAAAUAAAUGUAUACUUUCAUAUUUAAA
Messenger RNA from Asterias rubens (European starfish), 2950 nucleotides. Its product is annotated as origin recognition complex subunit 5-like. Gene Ontology annotation, cellular component: nucleus; nuclear origin of replication recognition complex. Gene Ontology annotation, molecular function: DNA replication origin binding. Gene Ontology annotation, biological process: DNA replication initiation; DNA replication. NCBI's taxonomy places the organism in Eukaryota, Metazoa, Echinodermata, Asteroidea, Forcipulatida, Asteriidae. The transcript has 10 exons. The coding region runs from base 492 to 1847 and encodes 451 amino acids. The record is from RefSeq and is a predicted model, not a curated record.